Molecule: messenger RNA, 2028 nt
Organism: Scedosporium apiospermum
Lineage: Eukaryota; Fungi; Ascomycota; Sordariomycetes; Microascales; Microascaceae
Exons: 4
Coding region: 1-2028 (675 amino acids)
Molecular function (GO): protein binding
Source: RefSeq, a predicted model, not a curated record
AUGGAUCCUUGGAACAUAGCGGGAGUCGUUUUGGCCGCGUCCAAAGUCGCCUGGCACAUCGGAAUAUUCUGGCAGGAGUCUGGAAAUGCCCCCACUGAAAUAAGAGAAUUGCAUCAGACCGUAUCUCUGCUCCAGCGAUCCAUCGAAAACGUCCGCGAUGGCUUCCUCUCGCGUGGGAUGCUCGACGAUGUGGAAGAAAAGAAUUACAGGUCCAUCAUCAACCUCGUCAACAAAUGCGAGAACGACUUGGAGCGGCUACAAAUCAUCUUGCCCAAACCACCAGAUAAGGACGGGACCUUUGCCGGCCUGAGGGCGCAAUUUGCCCGAAAGUUGUGCGAGGACACCGUGAAGGACAUAAUUAUGGGCAUCAAGCUUUGCAAUAGCGCCCUUCAGAUUGAAAUCCAGUCCCUCACCGUCUUCGGAAUGGAGAAAGCCGAAAAGCCCGAACACACAAGCAUCCAGAAGGCAUGGGAAAAGGUUCUUGAUGAAGCCGAUCGGAGCCUAUGCCAUCGUCCAUUCCGGAAUGGAGACCCGGACUGGAACGACAAACUGGAUAACUUUGUUGACUCCUUGAGGGAGAGUGCUUCGACAUCUGAUGGCCGAACCACAGUUCCUGAUCUCCCUCCUCCGCUCUCUCGUCCGCUGAGGAGGGGCAGCGGCUCUACCUUAGCCACGACCACUGCAGUAACCAACCGAGACGACGGCGAUAGUGGUGUCUACAUCCCCGACGAGCGCGAUGAAUCUCAGGUAAAAUUGGCGGCGGUGCCAAGUGUGCUUCGUAAUUCCGUCCUUAGCAGGACCUUGAAGAAGGUUUCGGAGUUCAUGCGAGAAGGAGACUACCAUAAAGCAGCCACAUAUCAGAAUCGGGCUAUCGGCUACCGUCGUAUGUUUUCUGGUGACGAGCCUCCGGAUACUGUCGAGAUUUGCCGGGACGAUAUGAAGCUAGCUGAGAUCUACCGCAAGAUCGGAACCCCCAGCGAUCUCCAGCUUGCCGAGAAGGUCCUCCUCGGAGUGAUAGACCGUGUCGAGACAGAAGAGCUUGAUUCCAAAGAACAGAAGGAUGUCUUGCGUGCUGAACUAUACCACGACCUUGGACAUACCUGCAUCCAGUUGGAGAAGUUGGAUGAGGGAUGCAGUUAUCUCAGAGAUGCUUUCGACCUAAUGAUUGGAUCCACGAAUCAAUCCAUGUCCCUUCUGCGAAGCGCUGGAAUAAUGCUCUUCCGUGUUUAUACAAACCAAAACAGUUCCGAGGCGGCAGAAGUUAUUGACGAACAUGCCGAGGAAACUUGCGGGUUUUCUCUAAGCACCCUGUCCUGGUGCCAAGAGCAUGGCUUUGAUACCGAGGCCGAGGAAUUCAGAUUCGACAGACGCCAUCCAAUUAAAGGCACCUCCCCGCUUCAUAUUGCCGUCGAAAAGGGGGAUCUUGAUGUUCUCGGACACAUGCUACGACAUCCCCUGAAUCUGGAGGUUAGGGAGUCGAGGAAUCGUCGAACCCCUCUCCUCAUUGCCUGCUCGCAGCAGGAUGCCGAGGUUGUAAAACUCCUUAUCUCCCAUGGGGCCGAUAUCAACGUCGUCGAUGAGCUCUCUAAAAAUGGGCUACACCUCUGCCAAAGGCCAACAGGCGGAACUAUGGUGGCCCGCUGGCUGUUGAAACACCCCUCGAGGACAAUCAGCAUCGAUGAUACGGACAGUUGCCAAAAUACAGCUUUACACCUCGCCGCUGAACUAGGCAACCAACCCAUGGUGCAGCUCCUCCUCGACAUGGGCGCCAGAGCCGACAUUCCAGGUCCAGGAGGGUUCACGCCUCUCAUGGCAGCUGUGCAGGCGACAAUGAGAAGCCAGGAUGAGAAACUAAAGGUUCUAAAGGCCUUGGUCGACAAAGGAGCAGACCCUACACUCAAGUACUACGGGGGCCAGACGGCUAUUGACAUGGCCAAUGACGGUCAAAUACGCCGGUGCCUUCAGAAUUGGAGCAAGCCGUUUUCGAAACCGACAAGGAGAUUUUCAAUUGCUUCUUGGAAGAGCUAA